GUGAUAUGUCCGCGUAGCGUUGUCAACAGCCAAGUAUCGCACGCUCUGCUCGGUAGAUGUUUCUCGAUUUUUUGAACAUGCCAUGGAUAUAAUUCGAGCAGCAGAGGAUCAUACAGGAGGAAGUGGCAGAGGGUGCAGUAGAAACUAGCAGACUGUUUACUAUAAGGCGCGUUAUACCGAGGGCUACACCCUGUGCGGCGGCGGUGGUGGUGGCGGCGGCAGCCGAUAAUGUUCACGCACAUAGAUAGGUUAGGGGAGGUAGCUGGACUGCUGUUCCGUCCGUGUUUAUCUGCCGCGUUACCGAAGUCCACGAAGUCGCGUUCCGCUCGUCGCGAACAUCCACCGCACUUGUCGAUCGCGAUGAGAGAUUCGUAGCGGAGGAGGUUAGACACGCUGAGGUGCCGGGUGUCUAGAACACAGUUGGCAAAAUGGGCAAGUUGUUGUCAAAGAUCUUUGGCAACAAGGAGAUGCGUAUUCUCAUGUUAGGACUGGAUGCUGCAGGAAAGACUACAAUAUUGUAUAAACUUAAACUAGGACAGUCUGUAACAACUAUACCAACAGUAGGAUUCAAUGUAGAAACAGUUACCUAUAAGAAUGUUAAAUUUAAUGUGUGGGAUGUAGGUGGUCAAGAUAAAAUACGUCCAUUAUGGCGUCACUACUAUACAGGGACGCAAGGACUUAUUUUUGUAGUAGAUUGUGCAGAUCGAGAUAGAAUUGAUGAAGCUCGCCAAGAACUCCAUCGAAUUAUAAACGAUAGAGAAAUGCGUGAUGCUAUAAUUUUAAUUUUCGCAAAUAAACAAGAUCUUCCGGAUGCUAUGAAACCACAUGAAAUACAAGAAAAAUUGGGAUUAACUAGGAUACGAGAUAGAAAUUGGUACGUUCAGCCAUCUUGUGCCACAACAGGAGAUGGGCUUUAUGAAGGCCUUACGUGGUUAACCAGUAAUCAUAAAUCAUGAGCAAAUAUUUAUUUUUCACGUAUUAGCUUUAUAUAUAUAUAUAUAUAUGUAUGUAUGUAUGUAUGCAUGUAUGUAUGUAUAUGUAUGUAUGUAUGUGUGCGUGCGUGUGUGUGUGUAUGCAUGCGCGCGCGCGUGUGAGUGUGUGAGUAAUUGUGUGUGUGUAUAUAUAUACAUAUAUAUAUAUAUAUAUAUACAUACGGAGAAUACAUGUUUGCUUUAUAUUUUUAUUUUAAUUUAUCAUGUGGAGGCUCUGUAAAACAAACAAUUGAUAAUGACGAUAGAUUUGAUGAGGUCUUUUUCACAAGCAAAGUUGCUGCGGGUGCAAAAAGGAAAAAUCUAUAAAGACAAUUAUUAAUGGUGUGUUCCAAUAAUAUCGAUACUAGGUGAAUAGUAAUUUAUUGUAAACGAGGUACCAAGAGACGUAACCUUUGUUACUAGCUAUUUAUCCCAAUUCAUGGAAGUAAUUACAUUAUUACUGAAUAGGGUUACACGGGUUUAACAUCACUAUACUGUAACAUAUUCACGCAAGUGUACUACUUCACGAGAGAUAAGUUGUACAAGUUAAACAAAGGAAGAAAAAAGGAUAACGAGAAUCUAGUUAUGAUAUUAAGGGGUUCACAGAUUCACAAGGAUUAGUAUACUGUAUAACUUACCUUAUAAACCCUUUCCGAUAUCUAUGUAUUGUUAUUCGAGAGAGUUGUGUUUUUCGAACGGAAAGUACCUCAAGUUUUUAACGAAUUACAGUUAGAUUUUUAACUCCGCAAUAUAUAUUGUUGUCAAUGCUAAACUAACAUGUAUCAUAUAAUAUUCAUACAUAUAGACCUUAACUAUGACACGUGAGUAAAUUUGUAGCACCUACAAUGAGGCUUUAUAUAGUCCAACGAGGUUUAUUCGUUCGUUUCGGUGAAAAUCAUUACCAUUUACUUACAUUCUCGUGCCGAAAAAUUGCUCGUAAUUCAUCAGUUUGGUAACGUCGUCUUCCAACUCAACAGACUAUGUAAACUUUUUGAUCGGCCCCCGUCUUUUUCGUUCGUCUUCUCAGACAUAUUAUAUAUUUUCUUCAUUUCUUUUCUUUUUUUAAGUAAUAUUUUAAUCAGAACGCGAAUAGUGCAUAAUUAAUUGCCAGAAUUCUCUUAUCAUUACGCACAAGUCAUGAAAUUACAAAAGCGGUCUUACCAUAUUUAUCUGAAUUUAUUAAAAUAGAAAACAAUGCAACACACGGAGUUAUCGGUUUACUGAUACUGUGAGCUCAAAAAAAAAAAAAAAAAGGAGAAAAAGAAAGAUAACAUUACAUUGAGCAUAACAGCAUUGAAUCUGCCAAUAUUUUUUACCGUUUAAGUGAGUAUUGGAUAAUAAAGCAUUAGUAUUAGGUCGCAACGAUUAAACCAUUAAUCUAACGGCAUCUUAUGGAUGAAAUAGGUGUUUUUGUCGUGACUUUCGUUUCUCUCAAUAGCAUAAUCCGUAGCGUAAGAUUAGUACGAAUUCAUACUUCGAUAUUCAUAAUUGACUCAUAUAUGAAGUUCACAAGUGUUCAAAACAUUCGUAUGAUUAUCAGUCGAAUUGAGUUAUUAAUAAAUAGUGGUGGCGAACAUCUACAAUUCGUCAAUACAUUGACACCUUGUUUGCAUUCCACGGUAAAUUAGCGAGUUAGAUUGUUAGAGAAAGAGAGAGAUAGAAGUGUUUUAGUUAUAAAUAAUCUACAUAAAUUUAACAGAGAUUUUCCAGGCGUAAGUUCGUAAAUAACUUUCUCAGCGUGUCCGUACCAUUAAUAUUAAGUAUUUCA
This is a messenger RNA of Harpegnathos saltator (Jerdon's jumping ant), 2739 nucleotides long. It is a transcript of the gene Arf51F, whose product is annotated as ADP-ribosylation factor 6. Gene Ontology annotation, molecular function: GTP binding; GTPase activity. Lineage: Eukaryota; Metazoa; Arthropoda; Insecta; Hymenoptera; Formicidae. The transcript is spliced from 6 exons. Bases 429 to 956 code for a protein of 175 amino acids. The record is from RefSeq and is a predicted model, not a curated record.